AUGCCGCUUCUCAGGGCUGUGAACUUAGGUGUGACGCCACUCCCUCUUGAGGACAUGCCUGCCCAUGUCGCCCUCGAGGCGAGUGUCGAUGUGCCAGGAGGACCCUGUUCCAGUCUAGCUUGGAAGAGGUCAACCACCCGAGUGUGCCAGUUGGGAGUAGACCUCUUGGACCUACCCGGGGCCUUUCAGUCGGCCCUUCAUUCGCUGAUAAACCACACUGACUUGGCAGCUGGUGUCCGGACGACCAUCAUGGCCGGAGGAUGCAAUGCGAGUCGCUCGGGGUUCAUCGGCUCUUGUCUCGGAGCAAGAAACGGCUCACAGGGUAUCCCAGAGACCUGGAAAUCCAAGACCUUCUCCUACUCCAAGGUCUUAGAACUUUCACAAAAGUUGGUUGCAAUUAAACUUCCAGAAUAA
This is a messenger RNA of Asterias rubens (European starfish), 414 nucleotides long. Its product is annotated as crystallin J1B-like. The coding region runs from base 1 to 414 and encodes 137 amino acids. The transcript has 3 exons. NCBI's taxonomy places the organism in Eukaryota, Metazoa, Echinodermata, Asteroidea, Forcipulatida, Asteriidae. The record is from RefSeq and is a predicted model, not a curated record.